Molecule: messenger RNA, 906 nt
Organism: Lodderomyces parapsilosis
Lineage: Eukaryota; Fungi; Ascomycota; Pichiomycetes; Serinales; Debaryomycetaceae
Product: mitochondrial 37S ribosomal protein PET123
Exons: 1
Coding region: 1-906 (301 amino acids)
Source: RefSeq, a predicted model, not a curated record
AUGGGUAAAGGUGUAUUAAAGUACGGUGGGAAGUCUGGUAUUCUUCCUAAAACCAAGGCCAUUUUCCAUCGACCAAUCCGUCCAUUGAACGAGAUCGAGUUGCAAAAAGAGAAAGCUCAGGAAAGUGGUUAUGCCGAGGGUGUACCAACUCCAAAGAUCAAUGGGAAACAUCUUCCACGUCAACAACCUCCAAGAAAGUACAUAACUGUUGAGGACAGAAUCAAGCAUAUCAAGUACCCACCAAUGUCAUUACGAGAAAUGAAUGAUUUGCCUGCAGAGGAAAGAGAUGCAUACAAAAGAGCCUAUUAUAGGGCGGAAUUCUUAAAAGAAGCAUACUUGGAGGAAGAGAAACGGUUGAAGAGGAUAGAUGAGCUUAAAGAGAGUGUUCAUGAGAAGGAGAUGGCCAAGCAGCGUCAAUUUGAAGAAGAGCGUAAAGCUGACUCCUCAGUGAUUGCAUCGUUGCCCACUAUGCAGAAAAUCUUGGAGCAAGGAUUGAUUAGAAAGAGAACACCGGAGGAACAAGAAUUGUUGAAAGAGCAAAGAAAGUUGAAUCGUCGCUCGAAGGAGCUACACGAAAAGGAAAUGAAGGCACAGAAAUUGCUUGAAUUGUAUCACUCGGCGGCAAAAUUCAUCACUACUGAAGAACAACUAGAAGAAGCUAUUUAUAGAGCUUUUGAAGUGGAUGCAGGUAAAUUUGAAAGUGCCCAAACGAGUAUUGAAACCAAGUUGCUUUCUAGAAGUGCUGGAUAUAUGGUUGGUGAAGUGAAUGAGUUGAAGAUCACUGAUGCAGUUUUGGGACAAAUCGAUGGAAAGCCUGGUUUGGAACAAGUCAAGGACGUUUUAAGUGGAACUAGAGAACAAACCAAAAGGCAAGCCCAAUUGAAUUUGAGUAAUGAGAUAUAUUGA